GUGAUAUUCGAACUAAAAUCAAAAGGUUCGAAGUUGAAGAUCGAUCUGAAACCCUAAUCCAUCUUCCUGUGAAUUUUCCGAAGAUCGAAGCUCUGAACGUUGAAAUUAGCGAUGCCGCAGAGACACUCGAAGAACAACAACGAUCUCGCCUUCUUCACCUACGAUGAGAAGCGCAAACUCGGGUAUGGCACUCAGAAGGAGAGGCUGGGUAAGGAUUCCAUUAAGCCCUUCGAUGCUUGUUGCCUCUGCCUCAAAUCCCUAAUUGACCCCAUGAGCUGCCAAAAGGGCCAUCUCUAUUGCAAAGAGUGCAUUCUUCAGUGCUUGUUGUCUCAGAAGAAAGACAUUCAAAGGAGGCUUGUGGCCCAUGCUGCUCAGCAGAAGCAAGAAAAAGACGAGGAAGAAGAGAGAUUGACAUUGCAAAAGGCUAAAGAGCUUGAAGCAUUUGAUCAGCAAAACCACGGUGCUGUGCCACAAUACAGUGAUAGAAAUUAUAGCCGCGAUAAGAAUGGUUUCCAUGGGGCAAACAGUGUAAAGACCACUUCCUAUGAGGAGGAAGCCCUUCGGACCAUGAAGGCAUUUUGGCUGCCUUCUGCUACACCAGAAGCUGCUGCGAAAGUAGAUGCACCUUCAACCAGUACAAUCUGUCCAGAAGGCAAUGAGAAACUGAAGUUAAAGACACUUUUCCCUGUCAUCUUCACUGAAGAUACUAGUGAGCCGAAAAAUCCCAAGGCUCUUGAUAACUCAUACAUCUGUCCUAGCUGCAAAGUUACUCUCACCAACACAAUGUCACUUGUGGCCAUUAGUUCAUGCGGGCACGUGUUUUGCAAGAAAUGCGCUGAUAGAUUUAUGGCUUCUGAUAAGGUCUGUCUAGUUUGCAACAAGGCUUGUAAAGAGAGACAUUUGGUGAAUUUGGAGAAAGGAGGGACGGGUUUUGCAGGUCAUGGGGAUCAUCUUGAAGCCAGAGACUUCAAGCAUUUGGGAAGUGGUUCUGGUUUGGGACUGGUUAGACCUGCAAUGAAGACUUGAAGCCAUAUUUGAUGUAUACUCAUCAUUAUCUGUCUUGUGUGUGAUCUAUAAUCGUUCGUGUAUUUUACUUUUGAUUUGUAUUUUUGUUUACUCCAAAUGAAACCCUGAUAAAUAACUUUAAAAGCAAGUUUGUUCCUUCAAUUA
Lotus japonicus is the source of this 1170-nucleotide messenger RNA. Its product is annotated as E3 ubiquitin-protein ligase CSU1. The transcript has 2 exons. Lineage: Eukaryota; Viridiplantae; Streptophyta; Magnoliopsida; Fabales; Fabaceae. Gene Ontology annotation, molecular function: ubiquitin protein ligase activity. Bases 112 to 1026 code for a protein of 304 amino acids. The record is from RefSeq and is a predicted model, not a curated record. Gene Ontology annotation, cellular component: nucleus.